AUGCCAGACAACUAUCUCAAUAAUCCUAUAGACCCUUCUCUCCCCGCUCAUGCCCAUGUCUCGCCCACCAACUUCGCGUUACACACCUUGCUAAACAGCAGUAAUACCCAGAUACCCAUUGCGGGUCCCAGCUACUCGAAUCCCAUAUCCCAUCCUCCCCGACCUGCAGCUCCAAUAGAUGAGGGAGGUGGAAGACCAGCUAGGUCCCGCAAGAACAGACCAUGUGAUGCAUGUCGUAGGCGCAAGACUAGAUGUUUGAUAACUGCUAUCGGACCACCAUGUUCCCUUUGCGCCGAUGCGAAAAGGGAAUGUACAUUCAAUUUCGCACCACCAGCACGUAGACCCCGACAAUCAAUUCAACCAGCAUCAAGUGAGAAUGAAACAGGUGAAGCAGAAAUGGAGAUAGAUGGAGAUGCUGGGCCAUCAACUCCUAGUGUGAUCAAUGGGAAACGAACCAGAACACCAGAUUCGGUAGAUAGGAUAGGGGGCAAUUGGAGGAGGAGAAGGGAGACAUCACCACCCGAUACAACUUCAGUCCAGACGAGCAGAAGAAAUUCAAAUCUCACUCAGCUUGCAGAUACAGCUUCUUCGUUUGACCAUCUUGCUGGAUCUGGGUUCGAACCGCACGAAGCAGAGAAGCCUACGGACAGACCCCAUGUCAAGCAGAUCUCAUCAGACCCCAAAAGACCAAUCUUCGUGGUGAUGCAACCGAGACAUGAGAAUUUCAGAUCAGGAGGAGCAGGUAUCAAUGGUCUAACCAAUCUUCGAACCCUGAUCUCACAUCAGCCUACUUCAUUCUCCGAACCCUCACUUAUAUCAGCCUAUACCACACAUGUUCAUCCUGCUAGACCCAUUCUUCCCAAAGGCAAGAUCAGCCGAUUCCCUCCUAAUCUUCUCGCAGCAAUCUUAGCGAGUUCGUUCGCCCAUGCGAAAGAUACUAGACCUCUAGCUGGGCUGGCUGCAAACCUGCUGCAAAGUGCUUCAGAGGGAACGGGAGAGUCAAAUCUGGUAACGGUGAUAACGAACAUCAUGAUGAUAGGUGUGAGACCAGGAGCAACUAAUCAGGGUUCGUAUCUGCUACUUGCGCAUACUAUCGCCCUUGCUCAGUUAUUGGGCUUGCAUCUCGAUCCGUCCAGCUGGUCCAUACCAGCAUGGGAGCAGGAUUUAAGAAUCAGGCUGUGGUGGAUGUUACGCAUUCAUGAUGCCUGGAUGAGCUUCCUGAAUUCCCGUCCAUCGCAUGUGCAAGCCGAUAACAGCACCGCGCCUCUCCCUCAACUUGCAUCCCUUCUUGAGUCAUCAUGCGCCUUCUCCUCUGCAUCUUCGGACUCAGCCAAAUCGUUCAUCGCCUCAUGUCGGCUGGCCAGACUGGUUUCGAGACUCCAGUCUGAGGUGUGCACUCUCGGAGCAGUUGCUGAUCGGAGUGAAACGGAAAGAAGGGAGGAAGUGGAAGAUAUACUGCAUGCGGCAGACGGUCUAUUGAAAGAUUGGAAAACAUCACUCGUUUCUAGUACGACCCGUCCUCCGGGUGUCAAUAUCCUUGAACCCUUCACCGAGUUCGUUAUAUUCAUAACCUCCUUGAACGAGGGCGAUUUAGAUGGCUACUUCCUAUCUUUCCGUUUCGUGCUUGGCUCCCAGACCGAACCCAACGUUACGGCCUUGAAUCUUAUCGCCCGACUAAUUCGCUCAUUGCACCAUUAUCAGACGAAUUAUGCGUGGGACAUCGCCGGUCCUGCUCUGAGACGGGCAGCGACGAUGGGAGACCGCCUACGCAAAUUGGAAGAGCACGUAGAAUUGAGUGAAGCCCUCAGAGGCAGCAGCUCUUCUACACCUGGUGACCUCAAUCUGGACGCUUCCUUACCUCCCCCGGUGGCGCCCAUAGCAAGCGGUGAUGUUGCUGUCGAGCCUCAGCUAUUAUGGGAUUGGACAGGAGCAGAGAUAGAUUUCGAUCAACUACUCGGUCUUUCUUCGACUGCACCAUGA
Molecule: messenger RNA, 1980 nt
Organism: Kwoniella botswanensis
Lineage: Eukaryota; Fungi; Basidiomycota; Tremellomycetes; Tremellales; Cryptococcaceae
Exons: 8
Coding region: 1-1980 (659 amino acids)
Biological process (GO): DNA-templated transcription
Cellular component (GO): nucleus
Molecular function (GO): DNA binding; zinc ion binding; DNA-binding transcription factor activity, RNA polymerase II-specific
Source: RefSeq, a predicted model, not a curated record